GUGUGUGUGUGUGUGCGCUGUAAAGUCAUUGGGUGUGUGAUCUGAUUCUCCUGACAAGUUUAGAUUUACAGAAUAGACGUUGCGGGGGAGAAUUGAGGAGGAGCAGGAGGGAGGUUGCAGUAGGAGCGUCCACAGCAGAGGAAGCAUCAUUUCAAGAGAGCUGGAGUCAGAAGUGCAGCACUUGGAGACAUCGACUGAGCCACUUUUGUGGAUUAUGACUUUUUUUUUUUUUUUUUGCUUCAGUUCAAGAGCUCAUCCUCAGUGUCUCUCUGUACCGGGCACUGUCAUCGCUGGCAGAAUGGAUAAGGCACAGUGAGCUGCUCUGUUUCUCUUAUCACUGCAUUGUUUUUUUUUUUUUGUUUUUUUUUUUACUUCUGUUCAUAGUUUUCAUUUAUCUUAUUUUGUCAUUUGGUACUUUUUACUCAUCCGGACACCUUUUACUUUCCUAAUAAGAAGCCAUAUCUAAGCAGCUGUUAGCGUUUAGCUCUUAGCUACCUCAUCUUCCCUGAGAGGACAGCUUUUAGGAGUGAUCCUUACGACCAUAGUCCCCUGGGACCCAGGACUGAACUGCAUCAUCACCUACGCCGACCCACUGCUGCAGAGUGGGAUGGACAGGGGCUAGCACCAGGGCAGGAAAUGCCAAAAGGGAAAGGACAAAAAGGAGGAGGAAGUAGAUCUUCUUCAGACAAGUGCAAGCUGAGGAAGACUGACAGUCGCUCUGCUAUACAACCACUUUUUACCAUAAAUGAGGAAGAGGAGGGGCUGAAACAGAGAAAAGCUUCCAAAACGAAGAAAAAAGCGUCCUUCUCCCAGUAUAGGUAUGAGGAUAGUGGAGCAUCUACAAUCACCCGUCCCAGCUCCUCAGGCUCUGGAGAGACCUACACCCCCACUGGGACCCCUGACUUUACCUUUCCCCUCAAUCGCACCACCACCAGCAAAAGCACCUGUAAUUAUGCUGCAACCAAAGCAGACUCGUUGCUCUUCAACAAGAUUGACGAGAGACAGAGGUUGGCCCGCGAGCGCAGGGAGGAGCGUGAGAAACAAAACGCCGUCAAGGAGGCACAGUGGCAGGCACGUGAGGAGCGAGCCAGGCAGCACUAUGAGAAGCACUUGGAGGAGAGGAGGAAAAAGCUGGAGGAGCAGCGAGUGAAGGAGGAUAAACGACGAGCUGCUGUGGAGGAGAAACGACGGCAAAAACUGGAGGAGGACCGGGUGCGUCACGAGGCGGUGAUCCGCCGCACGCUGGAGAAGAGCCAGAAAACCAAACCGAAGCCAAACCGCUGGUCUUGGGGUGGAGCACUGCACACAAACACUCCCAGCACAACAGCCGGUUUUGUUGAGUCUGAUUUCCUCUAUCCACUCGACCUUGCUGGACUGGAGCACAUGCAGAGUGCUUUCAGUCUCUACCACAGACACGGAAUGACGUCUCAAUAUGCAGACAGGAGGUCGGUGUCGACAGUAAAUUUAUCCAAACGUGCAGACCCCGUCAUUACCAAGCGCCUUUCCUCCUCCUCUGCAACUCUCCUAAACUCACCAGAUAGAGGCUUACAGAUGAGAACAGUCUCCACUCCUAUCAUAAACAAAGCUCUGUCCAAACCCCGCCUCCAUCAGGGGAAGACCACGCAGCAGAAAAACACAGGGCUGCGCCGCCUUCCGUUGACGUCAUGGGAGAGCAGCAUGGUGAACCGCCUGCAGCAGCCAACACAUUCUUAUUUGGCCCGCAGUCGCAGCGCCAUGAGCCUGUCUGGAGAGCAAACAGCCAUGCCUGUGUGUCCUCGCUCAGUGUCCUGCCACCCCAUGGGCGCCAUGUCCUUCAAAGCCCUGCAGGCCCAGCCACUUCCUCACUGUCGCAGCCAGGAGAGGAGUCUCAGCAGGGAAACGCCAUCCUCCACAUCCACCACCCCGCGGAGGAAGACCACCGGGUCAAUGCAGAAGCUAAAAGAUCGAGACACUGUCAGGAAGUCUUGGAGCAACUUGUCUCUUCCUCUGAACCCCAUCCUGACUUUACCCCCCAGCAAAUAUGCUGCUCCUCCAACCAAAAAGAGCAGCAAAGGGGCGGCUCCCUCUCCUGGCAGACCUCCACAGAGGACAUCAGGGCGUCCCCCGACUCCCAAGCUGCUCAAGUCUCCAGGAGCGGAAGAUGCAGGGAACCUCCGUCCUAUUAGGAUCACACCUGAGAGCUCCCAACCUUCCACUCCCACCAGAGCUGCAGAGGAAGAAGAGCUGGCUCUCAGUCCUCCUUUACUCAGACCUCAGCCUCUGGGUCAGAAUAAACCUCAGAGUGAAGAGACGCCAACGGCAGCUCCUGCAGGAGUCGGCGAAAGUACAAGCAGCCCUCCGGCUUCCAAACCGUCAGCGGGCACCACGGAUCCAGAGGAGGCGAGUCGUAUCCUGGCUGAGAAGCGAAGGCUGGCCCGGGAGCAGAGGGAGAGGGAAGAAGAGGAGAGGAGGCAGCAGGAGGAGCAGGCGAGACUGGCCAAGGAGGAGAUGGCUCGGCGUAAAGCAGAGGAGAGGAUGAGGAGAGAGGAGGAAACUCAACGCCAGGCAGAAGAGAGGAGGGGAAAAGAGGAGGAGGAGAAGGCAGCUGAGGAAGACAGACUUCAAAAGGAGAAGGAGGCAGAAAGGCUUCAAAAACAGAAGGAGGAGGAGGAGUCCAGAUUGAGAGAGGAGGCCGAGCGACUGAGGAAAGAGGAACGAGAGAAGCACUUUCAGAAAGAGGAGGCUGAGCGACUGGAAAGAAAGAAGCGUCUGGAGGAGAUCAUGAAGAGAACGAGACGCUCGGACGCAUCAGAAAAGAAAGUCAGGAACGGAGACCAUGCUGUGACUCCUGCCUCUCCUGCAGCGUCCACCUCCCAGAACAGCAAUGGCAGCCGAACGCCCGACCCAAACUCCAGCAGCAUGGCGCUGAGCCGCUCGGAUCAGAGCGAGAACGGGGAGUUUGAGGAGGUGAUCAAACUACUUCCACAUUCCAGGUUGUCUCCUCCUGAAGGGGAGGAGGAGGAGGAAGGUGUCAUGGAGAACGGUGUGAUGAAGCCUCUGAGUGGAGCGGAAGAUAUAUCAGUCCAGCAGGGAGCGGAUGUUGUCUGACGUUAUUCUGGGACCUGAUGAUCCCAGACCCACAGAACCUGAAGAGGAGGUUAGAUUAGAGAAACGUGGAACUGUAACCACUCCGGUGUUCUCUCAUUCUGCAGUCAUUUCUCCAGAGAUCUCAUAAAAAGCCUCCCAGGGAAAGUCUUUUUUCCCUCUGCGCGGUCCGGACGGAGCUCAUCAGUCCUGAUUCCUGGUGCAGCCUCUGUCCUCCUCUAAAAUCACAGGACGCUGAACUCUUAUCCCACGUGACGUGAGAUUAUGAAGAAAACCCUUUAACUAAUGUAAACAGAGAUGAAGGCUCCAGCUGUAACACUUGAAGAGUUCUUGUUGCUGUAGACGUGCUUUAAUCAGACCUCCAUCAUCAGCUAAACACACACAAGAGGCUCAAAAUGAUGACAGCACAUCUCACUAACUACUUGAGUUUUGCUGCGUCUGCAGUGUUUAGGUAACUGAGUAUUAGACUUUAGGUUUAAUGAUGAAAUCAAAUCAUUGAUGUAAAUUUCUGAUUUUUCUUUAGUUUUAUUUAAUUUCUGUACAGAUGUUGAAUCUCUGUUGCCUACAGCCUGUACUUGUUCAGAUUUAGCAAAAACAAAAUGUUUUGGGAUUAGAGCCAUUUACCUUCUUACUGUUUAACCUGCUGCAGCCUCGCAUGCAAUUUCGCCAUCCUGUCAAACUGUUGAGAUUAAUAAAUUAUGAUUAAUUUGAUCUCUUUGAUAAAAACAGAUGCCGUCAAUUCAAUGUCCGGUUGCCUUACUGCACUGCUGCUCGUUCCUGACACGAGCUUGUAGCUUUAAUAUUAAGUUAUGUUACUGAUCUCAACACGAGUCAUGUUAGUUCCUCAUGGAGCUUGAAGUAAAACACUGGAACUCGUCAGUUUUACUUCCAUCUAAAUGAAAUAAACUUUAAUGUUUUGUGCUGCAGGUUUGUGUAAGUAGUGCAGAAAACACCAUUUAACACUUGAUCUUCUAAAUACAAAGUUUAUUUUUCCUCACACCCCUUUCCUUCAUAGGAGAAGGGCUAGGAAGAGUUGUGUAUUACUGAAUUCUCUGUACAGUUCUAUUACUUGGCAAGAAAAUAAAACUUUGAAUUGAGAUUCCCAAAAAUUCACUUUGGAAUGAUUUCCUCCCACACGAACAGCACUGGUACAUUUAUUGUAGCAGAACCCAAAACAACUACGACAGGAAAGCAGAAAAUCGGAAUACUAGAAUAUUUACGUGUGAAAAAGAUGUAAAAGAAACAUUUAAAAUGGAUAAAACAAGUGGAAAGAGAAAUCUUGAGUGUUGAAAUCUCACUUCAAGCCAACAGUCAUAGCAUGUCAGUAAUCUGUUAAUAAGAUGCGGUUACUGAAGACUCGUAAAGUCCACUUCAGUAACCCACCGACUCUGACUUGGUCCCAGUGCUCCACAGCAUCCCAGCUUCACCAGUAGAAGGUUUUAGUGAGGAAACUGGCAGCCGUGUUGAGCCAGCUUCCGUUGGAGUCUUCCUUGGCUGCAGUGCGGGAAACGGCUCGGUCCGCCUCCCUCUCUGGGCUUUCCUCAUCCUCUGGGAGGUAAUCUGGAAGAGCUGAGUUUUGCUGCACCUGCACUCCGAUCGAGUUCAGCUGGACGUAGACCUGAGCACAAACAAGUUUUAGAAGCUUAGUGGGAACUUGUGCCGAGUGCCUUUUCUAAACCAAAAGAAAGGUCACUCACCUCCUCUCCUGCCUCAUUUUUCAACACCUGCUGAGCCGACAGCACCUUAGUGGCAGCGAUGGCUGAUGCCAAAGUCUGCAAAAGUUAAGUCAAAAAGGCAGGUUUUUCUUUAUCAGUUUGAACGGACAAACUUCUUGGAUUUUGAUCACCAAACGGACAUAAAACGUGUUUUGUUUUUUACCUCGGUGGGAAGGUCUGAACGGACGCGGACCGUGCAUCUCUUGGAAGCCAUUUGAAACGUGAAGCUGAUCACUCCUUUGACUUUCAAAAGAGCCUCCUCGCAUAAGCUUCGCUGGUGCUUGGUAACAGAAAAGAAAACUUGGAGUAAAUUUAAACAGCUUGUAAGGAUAAAAGAGUGUUUCCAUCAGCUAGUCAGCUUACAGUGGUCUCCAGCCCCUGGAUGUGUAGUGUCACAGAUUUGGCCUUCUUGUUGGAGGAAUUGAUGAAGAACUGGGACUUCUUUCGUCUCUGCCUCUCGGGCGUGCAGGGUGCAGGAAUUGUGGGCGAAAGCAGAAUGCCGUAAACCUCCUUUGCCAAGGCUGUGAUGUCAACAGAUGGGCCCUCCCUGUAUGAAGGCAUAAUCAGUCUGAAUGUCAAUAGUUAGAAAUUGCCUCCCUUCAAAAGUCUGUCCUCACAUUUCUUUGUGUACAGUGUAACACUGGAAUGUGAGUGAAGCAACAAAUAUUCAUCAAAAAUAUUCAAAGAUCUUUUAAAAGCAUAAAAUGUUUCAUUUUAAAACUUCAUGAGAAAGUCAGGCUGCUUGGAGGCAAAGUUUCAACUAGGAGUCUGCUUACAGUUCUGUCUCAUGGUAAAAUAUUCAUCCAACCACUUCUAAUCUCACCUUUGGAUAAGAUUUUCCAGGCUCACCAUCAUACCCAGUUCAUUCUUCAUGAUGGGAAUAUUGAGAGGCAUUUCAGCCAAAUAACGAAGGGUCUGAGGACAAAAUACACCAGUUUUAACACUAAACAUGAGUAGAUCCAGCACCUGUCUGUCUUCCUACCUGCAGAGUCGCAAACAGAACUUCUGGAUUCUUGUGAUCCAGGAAUAAAACCAGCCCAGGAAGGCAGCCCUGGUCCUGAACUAUCACCUCCCGGUUCUGCGACUCAGAAGCCAGAUCCCGCAGCUGACACACCACCGACAAAGCAUCCAUCAUCCUUAAACCCACCGGACC
Nothobranchius furzeri (turquoise killifish) is the source of this 5952-nucleotide messenger RNA. It is a transcript of the gene map7b, whose product is annotated as microtubule-associated protein 7b. The record is from RefSeq and is a predicted model, not a curated record. Gene Ontology annotation, biological process: microtubule cytoskeleton organization. NCBI's taxonomy places the organism in Eukaryota, Metazoa, Chordata, Actinopteri, Cyprinodontiformes, Nothobranchiidae. Gene Ontology annotation, cellular component: microtubule cytoskeleton.